AUGAAAGUUGUGGCGUUAAUAAGCGGUGGUAAAGACAGUUGUUACAACAUGAUGCAGUGCGUGGCCGCCGGGCAUUCAGUUGUCGCUCUUGCCAACCUGCGCCCAGCUCACAAUACAGAUGAAUUAGACAGUUACAUGUAUCAGACUGUUGGCUUUCAGGCCAUUGACCUGUAUGCAGAGGCUAUGGGUCUUCCUCUCUACAGGCGGACCAUAGAAGGUCACAGUUUGGAUACUGAGAAAGAGUACACUCCCACAGAAGGGGAUGAGGUAGAAGACCUGUAUCAUCUUCUGAAGCUGGUCAAGGAAAAGGAGGGAGUAGAAGCUGUGUCAGUUGGGGCCAUUUUGUCUGACUACCAAAGAGUUCGUGUGGAAAAUGUGUGCUGUAGGCUAAGGCUCCAGCCUCUUGCCUACCUGUGGCGCCGGGAUCAGGCGGAGCUGUUGUCGGAGAUGAUAUCGAGUGACAUCCACGCCCUCCUCAUCAAAGUGGCCGCUUUCGGCCUUGAUCCUGAGAAGCAUCUUGGAAAAUCUCUGGCCCAGAUGGAAGACUAUCUGAAACAGCUUUCUGAGAAAUACGGAGUUCAUAUAUGUGGAGAGGGAGGAGAGUAUGAGACGUUUACCACAGACUGUCCUCUAUUCAAGAAAAGGAUUGUCAUUGAUUCCAUGGAGACGGUUAUCCACUCCGCAGAUGCCUUUGCCCCCGUUGGUUACCUGCGUCUCACACAGAUGCAUACGGAGGACAAAAGCAGCGUGAGUGCUAAUACUCUACCCCUUGAUACUUGUCCUUGCCAAAGCGCUAUUGACAAGGUGACUGAAGAGGCAGAAUAUGCUGAUAAGACCCGAGACGUCCAGGAAGAAUUUACAUCAGCUGCUGACCUUACUUGUCAACAGGGCCAUGAAUGCCAGCCUUCUAGCUCACCCAGAAGCUCACUGGGCUAUCAGUGGCUGGCCGGCAUUAGCGGCCUACAGUGUGAAAAACCAGACAUCCAGAUCCAAACCCGGCAGGCCUUUCAAACGCUGCAAGGUAUGCUGAAGGAAAGAGGAUUUGAGCUAAAGCACGUGGUCCUGGUUCACCUUUACGUGAGAGACAUGGAACAUUUCAGUAAAGUGAACUCUGUCUACAGCUCCUUCUUUGGUCACAACCCACCUGCCAGGGUGUGUGUUCAGGCCCCAUUGCCUCCUGGGCAGCUCCUUCAGAUGGACUGCUUGCUCCAUGACUGGACCCAGGGUAUCCAGGAGGAGGACAUGAGCCAGAGGAGGAGAGAAACUCUCCAUGUUCAGAGCCUUUCUCAUUGGGCCCCAGCCAACACAGGGCCCUACAGCCAAGCCGUACGGGUGGAGGAGAGCGUGUUCUGCGCUGGUCAGAUCGCCCUUAUUCCCUGCACCAUGAAGCUUCUGGAUGGAGGCGCGGGCAGUCAGAGUCAGCUCUGCUUUAGCCACAUGGAGAAAGUUCUGGAAGUGAUGGGGUCUCACCUGACCCUGGCCCAUGCCCUGCAAGCCCACUGCUAUGUCACCCACAGCAGACACAUCCCCACCGUCACUGCUGCCUGGAACAAGAAACUACGGGAAAUCCACACCGAGGAGAAUUCUUACGGUGAAACGGAGAUGCAGACGGGUCCCCUGGUGGUUUCUGUAGUCCCGUCCUUACCCAGAGGUGCGUCAGUAGAGCUGCACGUCAUCGCCGCCCACGACGAUCCCAGAGACAGGACUUCCUUUCACAUGAGCGCCGAAGUCCCGGGCUGCUCCGUCGACUGGCAGGUCAUACAGUCAAGCAGCUGCCAGUGUGGCACUUUGUCUCUGCACGUGUCCCCGUGUGGGCCCACCCUAGUCCCAGACAUCCAGACUGCAGACCCUGUUCUCGCAUCGCUGGCCUCCGCGUUCCAGGACACAGCGCAGAAGAUGGAGGGUCGUCUCUUGCUGCUGUGUGCCAGGGUUUUCUACAGGAGCAGUAAUGCUCUGGCCAGAGAGAUUGCAACAAGGCUCGCAGGCUGUCUGAAGACUGUUCUGGGCCAGAGGACUCCGGCCGUGGUGCUGGUUCCGGUUUGGGACCUGCCAGACAGACGCCUCCUCCACGUCUCCUGCUGGCUUAGCGCGUAAUGAAGUAUGGACCGCAGAGGCGUUAAGCAUCAGUGGACUCAGGCUAUUUCUGUGGGACAGAACACUCCAGGACCUCCUGCUGCCCACUCCAGACUGCCGCACAGAUGACCUCACACCCAUGAGUGGAAGUUUU
Messenger RNA from Chanos chanos (milkfish), 2227 nucleotides. It is a transcript of the gene dph6, whose product is annotated as diphthamine biosynthesis 6. The record is from RefSeq and is a predicted model, not a curated record. Gene Ontology annotation, biological process: protein histidyl modification to diphthamide. NCBI's taxonomy places the organism in Eukaryota, Metazoa, Chordata, Actinopteri, Gonorynchiformes, Chanidae. The coding region runs from base 1 to 2094 and encodes 697 amino acids. The transcript has 15 exons. Gene Ontology annotation, molecular function: diphthine-ammonia ligase activity.